AUGGUAGACUAUAAAUGGGAUGUGGGGACUUAUUUUGCUGAGAAGCAAGACUUUGUGGAUGCAAUAAAAACGUAUGCAGUAAAAAAUGGCAGGAAUAUUAAAUAUCUUAAAAAUGAUAAGAAGAGAAUUAGAGUCAAAUGUAUGGGUGGUAAAGGAGAAUGCCCCUGGAUGACAUAUUGUGGAUAUAUGGAAACAGUUAAAACAUGGCAACUUAGGACUAUUGUUGACAACCAUAGCUGUAGUAAGGAGCACAAAGUAAGAUUACUUAAUGCAAAAUGGUUGAGUAAGAGGUUGGAAAAAAUAGUUAGAGAAAAUCUCAAUGUGAAGGGAUUGAAAAUUCGUGAAAAGAUAAAUAGGAAGUUGAAUGUUGGUGUAUCGAGAUGCAUGGCUUAUAGGGCAAAGGCCAUUGCUUCAGAGCAAGUUGACGGGUCUUUCAAAGACCAAUUUAAAAGGAUUUAUGAUUAUGAAAAUGAGGUGCUAGCUCGUAAUCCAGGAUCCACAAUGAAGAAAGGAAGAUAUGGUGGUGAAUUAUUAAGUGUUGUUGGUAGAGAUGCAAAUGACCAAAUGUUACCUCUAGCGUAUGCCGUGGUGGAGGUAGAGAACAAGGAUACUUGGAAAUGGUUUCUUGAACUUCUUGUUGAAGAUCCUUGUGGAGAGGAAGUAAGUUCAUCAUUUACAUUGAUGUUGGAUCAGGAAAAGGGACUAAUGCAAGCUAUACAAGAAGUGGUGCCUCGAGUUGAUCAAUGUUUUUGUUUUAGGCACCUAUACGCUAAUUUUAGAAAGAAUUUCCCUGGAAAACAACUGAAGCGUUUGAUGUGGAAAGCAACAUCAGCAACCCAUCCACAAGCAUGGGAAUUAGAAAUGAGAAAUAUAAAAGAACUAAAAGAUGAGGCCUUUAAAUACUUGCUGAAAAUUCUUCCCAGACAUUGGUCACGUUCAAGAUUUAGCACCAUACCUCGAUGUGAUACGUUGGUCAACAACAUGUCUAAGGCUUUCAAUAGUGUUUUGCUGCAUACAAGGUCGAAGCCAAUCAUAAGCAUAUUGCAGGACAUUCGCAUUUACUUGAUCAAGAGAUGGGCAACUAACAGGAGUAAAAUACAAUCAUUGUCUGGGGACAUUUGUCCUAAAAUCAAAACUAGGCCAAACAAGGAGUAUCAGUUAACUAAACACUGGAUUCCAUGGUAA
This is a messenger RNA of Vigna radiata var. radiata (mung bean), 1185 nucleotides long. RefSeq lists its product as uncharacterized. The coding region runs from base 1 to 1185 and encodes 394 amino acids. Lineage: Eukaryota; Viridiplantae; Streptophyta; Magnoliopsida; Fabales; Fabaceae. The transcript has 4 exons. The record is from RefSeq and is a predicted model, not a curated record.